Messenger RNA from Angiostrongylus costaricensis, 828 nucleotides. The record is from the annotation of a GenBank genome assembly. NCBI's taxonomy places the organism in Eukaryota, Metazoa, Nematoda, Chromadorea, Rhabditida, Metastrongylidae.
AUGCAACGAUGGUUACGAGUAGCUGUCGGGUUAUCUGGUGGAGUUGACAGUGCAGUCGCGACAUGGCUUUUGAAAAAGAGAGGUUUCGACGUCAUUGGAGUUUACAUGAACAACUGGGACCAUAUUGAAGAGGGCAAUUCCAUUUGCCCAAGGACAAAAGAUGAAGCCGAUGCCAGAUAUGUGUGCGAAAAAUUGCAUAUCCCAUUUGCUACAGUGAACUUUGUGAAAGAGUAUUGGAACGAGGUAUUCAUGGAAAUCAAAUUCGAGCGCCUGCACAACCACGCUAUUGAUAAACUAGGAGUAGAUUUAGUAGCAACUGGACAUUACGCGAGCACAUCCUGGGAUCCUGAGGCUACUCAAGGCAUGGAUUCAGGUGUAAAACUUCUAUGUAGUGCUGACCCACUGAAGGAUCAGACACCGUUUCUGUGCACUCUUCAACAGAAGCAGUUGAGACGUGCGUUGUUUCCAAUCGGGUCACUGACAAAAACGCAGGUCCGACAUAUAGCACGAGAACAGGGACUAGGUAGAGUUGCUGGUAAACCUGAGAGUAUGGGUAUAUGCUUCGUUGGCAAGCGGAGAAACUUUGAUAGUUUUAUUGAUCAGUAUAUCGAACCUCGUCCUGGAAAAAUUAUCACUUUGGAAGGAAAGUUCCUUGGGCAUCACAAUGGUGUUCAUCAUUUCACUCUUGGGAAGCGUAUAGCAGUUCAGGGUUGUCAUCUAGGUUAUUUUGUGGCACAGAUAGAUGCAGAAAAGGACACAGUUUAUGCGGUAAGAUCAUCUAUUUUGCAGGCAUUCUUCUUCAUUUUGAUCGUUGCACAAAUUCGAUAG